Messenger RNA from Lactuca sativa (garden lettuce), 903 nucleotides. Its product is annotated as cold-regulated 413 plasma membrane protein 2. The record is from RefSeq and is a predicted model, not a curated record. Lineage: Eukaryota; Viridiplantae; Streptophyta; Magnoliopsida; Asterales; Asteraceae. Gene Ontology annotation, cellular component: membrane.
UGUGUACUCUUGACCUCAGUUCCUACUUAUAUAGCUCGGCUCUUCCUCUUCCACAAAUCUCAUUCAUCACGUUUAAUUUCUAGAGAUCACGAUGAAGGGAGCUAAGAAUUACUUGAGGAUGUCGACUGAUCCAACUCUAUCAGAAGCAGCUUCCAAGUUGAUCAACUCCGAUUUGAAAGAUAUCGGAGAAGCUACGAGGAAAUUGGCUGAUCAUGUCAUCAAGCUCGGAGUCAGCGGUGGUUUCAUCACUACCUGUCUUCAAUGGCUCGCUUGCUUCGCCGCCAUUUAUUUGCUGAUACUCGAUCGGACAAACUGGAGGACGAAGAUCCUCACCUCACUUUUGGUCCCCUACAUCUUCUUGACUCUUCCUGAGUGGCUCUUCGGAAUUUUGCACGGAGACAUCGGGAAAUGGAUCACUUUAGUCGGAGUCGUAUUGCGCCUCUUCUUCCGUGAACAUUACCCAGAAUAUCUAGAGUUGCCGGGAUCGUUGCUCCUUUUGGUUGUGGUAGCUCCGAACUUCGUCGCCGGCUAUGUCAGAGUAGGGUGGAUCGGAGUGAUUGUCUGCUUGGUUAUCGGAUGCUAUUUGCUUCAAGAACACAUCAGAGCUUCUGGAGGAUUCAAGAACGCUUUCACCAAGAGCAAUGGCAUUUCCAACACCAUCGGUAUCGUUCUCUUGUUCGUCUUCCCUGUCUGGGCUAUAAUCGGGUUAAUAUUCUGAGAUGUUUUGUGCUUUAUGUGUAUUCGAUAACAUGAAUCCUUCCAUUGAUGUGUGCAUUGAAGGUUCGUUUGUAUUUAUGUGAUGUGAGUCUUUUUUUUUUCUUUGAUUCGAAUUCGCUAAAUAAGUUUGAUUCAUUCUGUUCUCUAGUUUGUGUUAAUGCAUGGGUUGAAGCUCCAAAUUUGUUA